Trematosphaeria pertusa is the source of this 736-nucleotide messenger RNA. RefSeq names its product 1,2-dihydroxy-3-keto-5-methylthiopentene dioxygenase. NCBI's taxonomy places the organism in Eukaryota, Fungi, Ascomycota, Dothideomycetes, Pleosporales, Trematosphaeriaceae. Bases 71 to 604 code for a protein of 177 amino acids. Gene Ontology annotation, molecular function: acireductone dioxygenase [iron(II)-requiring] activity. The transcript is spliced from 3 exons. The record is from RefSeq and is a predicted model, not a curated record.
CUUUAAACCCAGCCACGACCCAUAGACUCUCUAUAAUCAAAGACAGACCGAAAGGGAGUAAAAGCACAUCAUGAAGGCAUACUGGUUCGACAACCUCCCGGGCGACCAACGCGAGCCCCACGACUCCGGCCGCACCGUCCCAGACUCGUAUCUCUCCAAACUGGGCAUCCUGCACUUCAACUACCCCAACGUCGCCGACGUGGACGCGCUCGCCAAGUCCCGCGACUACAAGAACCGGGAUGAAAUCACCAUCUCGCCCGCCACUAUGGGCGACGUCUACGAGGAGAAGGUGAAGAUGUUCUUCAAUGAGCACUUGCACGAGGACGAAGAGAUCCGGUAUAUUCUGGAUGGCGGGGGUUAUUUUGAUGUCAGGAGUGACGGGGACGAUUGGGUUAGGAUUAAGUUGGAGAAGCAUGAUUUGAUGAUUAUGCCGGCGGGCAUUUAUCAUCGGUUUACGACGGAUAUGGAGAAUUAUACGAAGGCGAUGCGCCUGUUCAAAGAAGAUCCCAAGUGGACGCCGCUGACCCGAAGCGGCGAGACAGACAAGAAUCAGUACCGACAGGAGUACCUCAAGGCGCGAGAGACUCUUGCUGCAGCGACCUAAAUCACGAGAGGAGAUAACGGCCUCAGACUAUUGAAUUUCCGGUGGGAUGGGCUUCAUGGCCUAAACGACAGCUGCAAUGGAUAAUUCAAAUAUCAUUCUCUUCACAAGCCAUUCUAUCCUAGUCAUUUGCCC